Molecule: messenger RNA, 2153 nt
Organism: Myotis davidii
Lineage: Eukaryota; Metazoa; Chordata; Mammalia; Chiroptera; Vespertilionidae
Gene: SLC35D3
Product: solute carrier family 35 member D3
Exons: 1
Coding region: 170-1204 (344 amino acids)
Cellular component (GO): Golgi apparatus
Molecular function (GO): antiporter activity
Source: RefSeq, a predicted model, not a curated record
GCCCGCCGGAGUUAGAAGCUACUAGUUGGGGAUCUCUUUUCCCUCUGGCACCCACGGAGGGGCAAGGAUACCAAACACCUGGCCCCCUCCGCGUUGGCUCUGAGAGCCACCGCCUCCCCGAGGGCACCUGCGCUCUCCGGGGCCUCUGUCGGGGACAGAGAUAGACAGAAUGCCCUGGGGACGCGGCAGGGACGGCGCCUCUCCCCCCGCCUCGCACUGGGCACUGACCAUUUUACACCCAGGGGCAGAGGUGGGGCAGGCACCCGUCUACUUUCCCCCCCGACGACGCGUCCCCCCCCCCGUGGAGAGCCACCCGCGCCAACACGGUGGCUUUUCUUUCUCUUUCCCGGCUCUGCGGCCCUCUUCCUGCGCCCCAGGCGCCGGCGACCUGACCGGCGACCCCCUGGGCUACGUGACGGGCGUGCUGGCGGUGCUGGUGCACGCCGCCUACCUGGUGCUCAUCCAGAAGGCCAGCGCAGACACCCAGCACGGGCCGCUCACCGCGCAGUACGCCAUCGCCAUCUCCGCCACCCCGCUGCUGGUCGUCCUGUCCUUCGCCAGCACCGACGCGAUCCAAGUCUGGGCCUUCCCCGGCUGGAAGGACCCCACGAUGGUCUGCAUCUUCGUGGCCUGCGUCCUGAUCGGCUGCGCCAUGAACUUCACCACGCUGCACUGCACCUACAUCAACUCGGCUGUGACCACCAGCUUCGUGGGCGUGGUGAAGAGCAUCGCCACCAUCACGGUGGGCAUGGUGGCCUUCAGCGACGUGGCGCCCACCUCUCUCUUCAUUGCCGGGGUCGUGGUGAACACCCUGGGUUCCAUCAUUUACUGUGUGGCCAAAUUCUUGGAGACCAGAAAGCAAAGCAACUACGAGGACCUGGAGACGCAGCCGCAGGGGGAGGCGGCGCAGCCAGGUGGAGACCAGCUGCCUUUUGUCAUAGAGGAGCUGCCGGAGGAGGUAGCUGGCGGGGCAGAAGGUGGAAAGGUAGCAGGUGGCUCGGCUCAGCAAAGGGGGCAAGGGGUGAGGGGCAGCCCCAGAGGAGUCCCCCUGGCGGCUAGUGCCUGGCAGAUGGCAGACAGCGCUGAAGACGCCAGCAGGAGGUCACUGAAGGAUGCUUACCUGGUAGUGUGGAGGUUAGUCAGGGGAACCAAGUAUGUGAAGAAGGAUUAUUUGAUAGAAAAUGAGGAGUCACCCAGUCCUUGAAAAGGAAACGCAUGUAUGUAAAUGUGUACAUAGAUACUUAUUUUAUAUGUUAGAGACAACAUAUUUUAAUGUGGGGCUGCCCAGUUUUAUUCUUUGAGGAGUGGGGCAGGGAAGCAAAGAAAGAAUCUGAACCAGACUGGCAGCAACCAAAUUAGCACUGGUGUGAAUUAUUUAGCGUCAGUUCACCUGAGGCAUAACAAAGACAAAAGAAUAUGAAGGUGCUUAACAAAAUAAAACAGUGGGUUCAGCUGCAGACUCUCAGCACAUUUUUUUUGACAUUAUAACCACAACCAAAUAUCUGCAUGUACUGAGUCCCUCAACCACCCUCAAAGAUGGAGUGGAGAAAUGAUGGCAGCAGGUAAUGAGCUCAAAGAUUACAUCCAAGGGCACAUUUUUGAUGCUAGAACUACAGUUUUUUAUGGCCAGCUGGGCAAAGAGUAUAUUAUUGAAAAGAUAUAUAAAUACACUGAAUUGAUGUUUACUGUUUAUAGUCAUCUGAAAUAUCAUGUUAAUUCUAAUUUUCUUCACUUGUUUUUAAACAAUAAGUGUUCUACUAUUCUAUUAUAUAUUGGUAAGAAAUGUCAAAGCUAUUUUGAAAAUAUGAGUUCUUAGCUUUAAUCAUCAAGUUUAAUGUUGGCUUUUAGUAAUUACUAUAAAAAUAUUUUAAAAGUUGUUUUGGUUCACUGCUUUGUAAUAUUUAUUAUUGAAUGCCAUGACCUUUUUAAAUACCAGUUUUACUGUGUCCAAUAUUCUUUGAAGCAAAUGCAAUGGCUGAAAUAGAAUUCAGCAUUAAGAAGCCCAAACAGAAGUAAAACCUUCCUAUUAAGCUAGUCCUUGCAAAUCGCAUUGCACAUUCCAAACCUUGUUACAGAAAGAGCAACUGCUAUAUUCACUUGAUAUUUUUCUAUCUUACAUUUGUCGAAAUAAAGUCUGAGUCUAUCUGCUAAAA